Molecule: messenger RNA, 4872 nt
Organism: Exaiptasia diaphana
Lineage: Eukaryota; Metazoa; Cnidaria; Anthozoa; Actiniaria; Aiptasiidae
Product: cohesin subunit SA-1
Exons: 30
Coding region: 27-2921 (964 amino acids)
Biological process (GO): sister chromatid cohesion
Cellular component (GO): nucleus; chromatin; cohesin complex
Molecular function (GO): chromatin binding
Source: RefSeq, a predicted model, not a curated record
AACAACUGAAGUUAAUGGGUUAAUAUAUGAGCUAUUUCAUCUACAGAGAUUCAAGACCAGAGAUCAGAGCUUUGUGUAUUUCAGAGAUUGGUGAAUGGAUGAAGGAAUACAGCACUUUGUUCCUUAAUGACAGAUAUUUAAAAUAUAUAGUUUGGAACUUACACGAUAAGAUUGGAGAAGUUCGGCUAAGGUCCAUUCAAGCAUUACUUGGGCUUUAUGAAGAUGAAGAUCUUGUCCCACACCUAGAUGCAUUAACCAGUAGAUUUAAGGAUAGAUUUGUCAGUAUGACAUUAGAUAAAGACAAUGAAGUUGCUGUUGAAGCUGUCAAGCUCACAGGCUAUCAAUACCAAUAUGAGAAACUUGAUGAAGAAGACUGCCAACAGAUACAGUUGUUAGUGUUCUGUACACACAGGCAAGUAGCACAUGCAGCAGGUCAAUUCUUAUACAAGAGAAUCAAAGAUGCUGCAGAUGAACAGAUCUCCAGUAGAUCUAAAAAAGGUGAUUUAGUGGCCAAAAAAUCUGAUAAAGAAACUAAAGUCACUCAAAUUAAGAAGUUACUGGAGUUUUUCAUCAAUAGUGAAGUUCAUCAUCAUGGAGCUUAUCUUGUAGAUAGCUUAUGGAGCACAAUGCCUGUUAUAAAGGACUGGAAACUUAUGACAGACAUGUUGUUGGAGGACAAAACUGAUGAAAGUGGUCUAGAUGACAAGGAGGAAGCAGCUUUGAUUGAGAUUCUAGUAAGCUCCUGCAAACAAGCAUCCCUUGGUCAGAGUCCACCUGGAAGAGCCACCAAAAAGACUGUUAGCAGCAAGGAAAAAAAGGCUAUCAACAAUGACAAGAAAGAACUGAGCGCUCACUUUAUGCAGACAUUGCCAGAUCUUUUAGCAAAGUAUGGAACAGACAGUGACAAAGUUCUGAGUCUUGUGUCUGUACCCCAGUGCUUUGAUCUUGAAGAAUAUGGGCAAAGAAGAUUAGGCAAGUACCUGGAUGAACUCCUUAAUCAGUUGUCUGGAGUGGUGGAAAAGUUUACAGACAGUGAGAUACUACAGGAAUGUGCAAAAACCUACAGAAUGCUGACAGACAAUGAGUACACUCUAAGUACAACAGCUGAAGUGGCAAGAAAUAAACUUGUGGACCAGUUUGUUGAAUCCUUCAAGAAGAGCCUGAACAAGGGUCUUGAUGCUGAUGACGAUGAGGACAGUGAAGAAAGAUUUGCUUUAAUUUCAAGUCUAGAGAAAGUUUGUGCUUUUUACAAAGCACAUGAUCUUGGUAAAUGGAAACUCUAUGAAAGUCUGCAUCAAAUCAUGGAUCGGGCAACAUCAGACCAGGACACUGUCUCUGAUAAGAUUCUUAAUCUCACUCUAUACAGUAUGCAGUGUCUGCUGCUUUGGGCACUAUCAGGACUGGAUCCAAGUCAUCCAGAUAAGUCACAGCUGAAGAAGCUCAAGAAGUGGAUUUCAACCUUUAUUAAGCAAUGUGAAGAGCUUGUUGGCUAUAGUAACAUUGAAGUGAGAACAGAGGCAUUCCUGUGCAUGUGUGACUUGCUAGUUGUGUUUGCAAAGCAAAUUACAAACCAAUCUGCACUAUUCGCACCACUAAUAUAUGAGGCCAACGUUUCCUUCCAAGCCACUUGUCGUGAUUUUAUUGUCAACCACAUUUUUGCAAAUAUCACUGAAGAUAGUGAAGAGGAGGAUGAAGAUGAGGAUCAAACAGAUGAAAAGGUGGAGGAAUUGAGUAAGAAGAGAACACUUUUGGCAGGAUUUUGCAAAUUGAUUAUCUACAACAUCUUUGAUAUGGGGCUUGUAGCUCCCAUAUUUUCUUUUCUGAAUAAGGCAUUUGGUGACUUUGGUGAUAUCAUCAAGCAUACAAUGAACAAAUGCAAAGAGAUAAACAAGACAACCUAUGCCAAAACAUUACUGACAUCUCUACAGCAGGAAUUUGUUUGCCUCAAAGAUGACUUUCAGGGUGAGGUGGAUGUUAAGUCAGAAGACUUUGGUCUGAUAAGGGACCUCGCUCACAGAUUCGCCCUUAGUUUGGGAGUAGACACUACAAAAUCACAUGCAAGAGAAGCUUUAAUUAAACUCCACAGGGAAGGAAUACAUUAUUCACUGAAGAUUAAUAAACGAAACUCCCCUAGGAAAGGUAGUGGAGGUGUACCACCUAACCUGACAUUCCUUGAUAUCCUCAAUGAGUUUACAUUUCGCUUGAUUCACCAAGAUAAAGUUGGAAAAAAUGGAGUUUUGCAGUAUCUGGAGAAGGAAGCUGGAGAAAUGCUUAAAAUGAAGGGAAAUGAUUGGGCCCCACUGAUUAAUUAUAGAGGCAACCUAUUAGGCAACCAAGAGGGAGAAGACAAUGCAGAAUCACCCAAACAAGAUAAGUCAAAAGGUCAGCGUGGCCGUCCUCGUAAGUCUCCAACACAACAAUUGCCAAAUACAGGACACAAACAUGAAUUGACAUCACUAGACUGUGAUGAAGACAGUGCUGAGGAUGAAACACCUUUAAAAAGAGUAAAGAAAGCUCAUAUUUCAGAACAAAUACCACAGGAGAAGGAGAUGGAAGAGUUUCAGGAAGAAGGCAAUUCAUCACUGCAGCAGAAGAGAAAGAGAAUGGACUCAGAGCUUGAUGAAGAAAGUGAAGAUUUUGAUAGCAUUGGUAUGCCAUCAUCUCAAAGAUCCUGGCUUUCAAGCCAAAAGAAAGCAAGUAAGAGACCAAAAUUAAGCUACAGUAAAAAAGGCAGAACAUCGCUAGAAGAUGAGAAAGAGGAAACUGAAAUCAAGGAAUUUGUCAGUGAUGAAGAUGCAGACGCAACUGAAAAACCACCUAUAAAAGUAAGACGAGAACGUCAUAAACUUCCAGAAAUUCUUUUUGAUGACUCAGAAAACAGCAAAAACAUGGAAGAUGACUUAGAUCAACCAGCAAUUUAGCAGUCAAGUUUGGUUAAUUAUAUUAUAAUUGUUUUACAUGUUACAGACAAGUCUUUUUUAUAAUUUUAUUGAAAAAAGUCUUUGGAACACUAUCACCAACUAGGAAAACCAUUGGUUACAACAUUCUAAAAUAGUUUUUCUGCACUUUUUACAUCUGUAUUGCAAUUUAUGUCCUACCCAAUGUCAUUGACGUCCUUCAUCAGAAAUAUGUAAUAUAGCAAGCCUAUAAAUAGCAAUUUUUUAAUGUGAACUCUGGUAACUUUCUUUUUCUCCUUAUUAUAGCAAUUUGUGCAUUGUCUACAUACUUUGUUUCAAGUAAUAAGAACUUUGUUAUAUUGUUCUGAUGUUAGAUGUCACUARUAUUAUGAAUACCUUGGUUCCAGAAGUUUGUCUUGAUACGUCUCUGUUAAUCACUUUCCAGAUGUAUUUUAAYGAACCAAUCACAGAUUGGAGUAUUUUUGCUGUCAAACAUGUCAAAUAUACAAACCAAUAAGGGCUCAUCACUGGCAACAGAUCUUAUUACUCUGAUGUGUGAUUGCUUCACUAAAAUACAGCAUAAAAGAGAGAUUGCCAGAAGCUUGGCGUAAAAACAAACCAAUUAAUAGAAACAUCUUGUUGCUUUGCUGCUCGAUAACAUAGCAAGCAGAAGAAUAGAAGRCAAGCUUCUGGAACAAGGGUAUAUUUUGAAAGGUAAUUUAGUGUUUUUACUGAAUGUUGCAUAAUCAUGAACUGAACAACAUGAAAAGUUGUACAAUUGUAAGCACAGGCUUGUUACCAGGCUUAUCACCAGAGUUAGCAAAAUAUUUUUUCGAUGGCUAGUUUUCAUKUCAACUCAUUUCAGUCAGGCAUGUUUACUGAUUUUCAGAUGGGCCUGCCGGUCAGAUGCUAGUGUUUUAGCAUCUGACACAGGCCUGUCUGAAAAUCAGGUUCAUGUUCAGUCUGUGCUUGUAACAAAACAGCACCUUAAUGCAGAAAACUUGUAGGGUGGUACAGCUAUUUCAAAAAACAGAGAGUUUUGGACACUUUGACAGUGCAUAGUGUAUUCCGUUUCUUGUAUUCCAAGGCCAAAAUGCAUUUUUGGUAUUGGACUCCACUUAACUAGUAUAAAAAAAUGGGAAUUAUAGUUACUCUCAGAUGUWGAAAAUCGGUAUGCUUUUGUUAUCACAUGACCAUUCUUCAAUCGGUAUGCUUUUGUUAUCAUACGGCCAUUCUUCAAUCGGUAUGCUUUUGUUAUCAUAUGGCCAUUCUUCAAUAAACUUUCUUUGUCUCAUUGCAUAUUAGAGAAAGUCCACCUGAAAUACAUUAAUGCACCUUAUGGUACUCUCUAAUUGCAUUGUUUUCUUUUGUCACAAGUUUAAUGACUUCGCUCUAAUACCUAUGCUUAUGAUAUUGAUAUUAUUAAUAAUAUAUUAUUUUAGUAAAGUUUUAUUUCUUGACUCAAUGUUUUUUUGAAAUCGAUGUCACAGUUCUAAACAUGUUAGUGACUUUCAGUUUUAUAUGUAAUUGCUUAGAGAUUAAACUAUAAAUGGAAAUAAUAUGCUUUUGUAUUGCAAAUGUAAAUCUUACCGAAUUCAUUUAUUAUUAAUUUUUCGGAAGCAAAAAGUUGGGGGGGGGGCGUUAUUAGUAUCGGUCAUAAAUUCCCUCUGGAAAAGUCUAACAUAUAUUUACAUAAAAAAUUCAACAUCUAUCUAAAGAGUUGUGUUGAUAAUCAUAAUAAGCGAGUAGGGAAUAUAAAAUAUACAACUAGAAGGGUUCACAGCCACUGCCGUUGCAUCACGAAUAGUAAGCAGCGUGUCGAUCUCUGUAUUUGACAUCUCCUUGUCGUCGUAAUUCAACAUACCCUUGAUCCUAACACCCAGACGAAUAAUGAGUGCCAGAUUCUGGUCGUAAACCUUCAUGUUCUGUAAAUAUCUACAGGAAAAAUAAGAAAUAAAGAUACCAGCAGUGGGAA